This is a messenger RNA of Prorocentrum cordatum, 4002 nucleotides long. The record is from the annotation of a GenBank genome assembly. Lineage: Eukaryota; Dinophyceae; Prorocentrales; Prorocentraceae.
AUGCAGGACGUUGAUGUCGACCGGCUGUUCCAGUUCAAGGACUGCCCACGGCUGCCCCAGGGCAUGGAGGAGCCGGCCAAGCGGGACGAGUUCUACAGGGGCUACCGGGAACGCUGCGGCCGCAGGCGCAACCCACAGAUGUUCGCGGUGGCCAACAGGGCCACGCGCGUGUGUUUUGACAGCUGUGGGGACGUGCAGUCAAAGGAGGGGUUUGACUCGUUCGAGGAUUUGCGGACUUGGGUCAAGUGGCUCUGUUUCCUCGGAGUCUCCGCCAAGACGCUGGAUCCUCCUGUGACGGUCACGCGGGGCCUGUGCGGUUUGCCCGACACGAUUGUGGACAAGCACAAGAGCAGAAUGGUGGGGGACAUCUUGUUCUGGGCGGCCCCAUCCAGCACGACCGACGACGCCUCGAUCUCGGAGGCGUACUGCAACCAGCAUGCGCCGAGGAAGAACAACGUGCUCGUUACCAUCUCCGGCGUCAGCCAGGCGUUCCCAAUGUUCCACUUGAGCUCUUACCCGAAGGAGCGGGAGUGGUUGCUGCCGCCGUUCUGCAAGCUGCAGGUGGAGCGCGUAUUCGGCGCUGAGCCGUUGCAGGUUCACUGCAGGUUUGUGGGCUGCGUACUCGGGGGCGACCUGCGCGAGAAGAUCCUGCGUGACUUCCAGGAGAGCUCCGACAUCCUGAGCAGCGUGUUGGAAAAGGAACUGAGGACUCACAGCGAAGUCGUCGGGAUGCAGGAGAAGCUGGCCGAGGCGGAGAACGUCGCGCAGGGGGAGCUGGCGGCGGCUCGGCGGAAGCCCGCCACCGUGCACGAGGCGCAGGAGGUGCGGGAAGGGCUGCAGGUCAAGAUCGAUACCAUCAUGGAGCUGCAGGCCAGCAUCCUGCGCGGCUUCAGAGAGGGCACCGACGUCCGGAGCCGCGUGCAGGAGGAGAUGCGCAGCGCGCUCGCCGCGACGCAGCAGAGGCUGACCGAAGAUGCAGAGAAGCAUGCGCUCGUCGUGAUGCGGCAGCUGCAGCAGGAGCUGGCAGUCGCUCCCGCCUGGUCGCGCGGGGGCGGGGCGCGCGGGCCGACCUCGCGGGGCGCCCCCUGGAUGACCGCGCGCGCGGUGGCGUCCGUCACGCGCGCCGCCGUGUCGGCAUGGAAGGCGGCGGUCACCAUCGGGCGGCUCGGCCGGGCCGUGGAGCGCCUGGGCCGGGCGCGCGGGCGGUGGGCGGCCCGCGCCGACCGCCAUCUGCUCGGCUUGGCCCAGGGCUCGACCACGCGAGCAGCAUGGUCGGCAUGGAGAAUGUCCACCGUCGAGGCGCGUCAUCGGUAUUGCGUCAGUAGCCGCCUCAGACGUCUCGGAGACCUCACCGUGACGGCCGACAGCAUGGACGCAGUUUGGUGUCGCAUUGCGUUCCAGGUCUGGAAGGCGUUCCUUGCAGCCUUGCGGUCAAGGCACCGCUCGGUCGGUUUCUUCUCCGGCAUGGCGGACGCGCGCUUGCUGCAGGCAGACGCCGCGCUGCUUGUGGCCCACCGCGACUCGCUGCGCUUCGCUGCGUUGGCGGCUUGGCGCCAUGCGGCGGCGGAGUGGCGCCGCCGGCGGUCCGCGCUCCUCGCGGACGCGCGGCUGCGGCAGGCGGACGCUGCGCUGCGGGCGGCCCACCGCGACUCGCUCCGCCUCGCCGCGCUGGCGGCCUGGCGCCGCGGGGCGUUGCAGAGGAGGCACGCCGAGGAGGUCGGGCAUUGGCUGAGCCGCGCCCAGGCGCGGCUGGAGUCUGCCGGCCGGGCCCUGGCGCUCUCCGCGCCGCGCCCCGGGGCCGGCGGCCCGGGGCCGCCGGGCGCCCGCGGCCUGCACGCGGAAUUUGUGAAUGCAGCCGAACUCCAGGGCGAGACACUGUGGGGUCGGGCGGCGAAGGCCUGCACCGGCGCCCCACAUCAACCACAGUGUGAUGCGCUGGAGUUCUCCUACGGCCUCCCCUUGUCGACGCUCGACCAGUACCACCGCGAGAUCAGGAGUUUGAGUGGAGAGCAGCGCGGGUUCCUUGGCGGGGUCAUGCAGUGCACUGGGGCUGCAGCCAUAAUCUCGGACUCCGGCAUCCCCGUCAACGCCAAGUUCGUUGCGUCGUCAGGCGUCCACCAGACUGUAGCCCAUGCUGAGCGCUACGUUGGCCUGGUGGCCCUUUCGGCUUGCUAUAGAGUGGGCCAAGCCAUCUCGGACCACUUCAGCUUCGCCGAGGAGGGCAAGAGGUGGAGCCCGCGCGAGGACGCUACUGUUCUGAGCUUCGCCGGGGUGCCCUCGCACCUGGGGCUUGACGCCGCUCUUGAACAGGCGCGGCCAGGGCCGCCGGCGGGCGGCCGGGCGGCGCCAGCGGCGGAUCGGGCGGCGCGCGAGGCGCCACCGGCGCCCGUGGCGCGCGAGGCGCCACCGGCGUCCGUGGCGCGCACAGCGCCGACAAAAAGUCUGGCGCCGGCGGCGGCAGUGGCGCCCGCGGCGCCAGGCGCGGCGGCCCCGGCGCCGGCUCCAGCGCCGCCCGCGCAGCGCGAAGCGCUGGCGGCGGCAGCGGCGCCCGCGGCACCGGCGGCGCGCGCGGCGAUCCCGGCGCCAGCGGCUCGGGCAGCGCCCGCGCAGCGCGAGGCGCCGGCGGGCCUACGGGCGGCGGAGGAAGAGGUGCCCAACGCGAUGGUGGAAAAGGCACUCGAAGACGAGCGGGCCGACUCGGCCCCCGUCCUUGCGGCGGCGCAGGCCGCGCGCGCGGGUUUCCGGGUUUGCCCCGAGACUGGACCCGCGCUGGCGGCUGCAGCGGUGCUUGCGGUGCCAUGCGUCGCGGCAUCGGAUCUCGGUUCCGACCUGGACGACGAGUGGGCGGACGGCCUCGCCUCCCGCCGGCGGUUGGCGGCGACGCUCGACGACGCCCAGGCGCUCGCGGUGAGCUCGGCCGAGCGGUUGGUCGGGGAGCUGGCGGCGCGGCGCCGCGGGGAGCCGCGCCCGUUCGCCGCCUUCGCCGUCGCCGCCUUCGCCUGCGACAUCCUCGUGGUGCUGGAGGGCGGCCCAUCGGGCACGGGACUCGGUGGCGCGGUGGCCUCGGAGUUGCUGCGCGCACAGCUUGGUUGCGCACGCCCGUUCUUCGAUGUUCACUCCCUGCACUAUAAGACGAAGGAUUUCCCGGGCUCUGGAAGGAGGUAUGGGAAGAGUAUGCUGAAGAGUAUCGUCUAUCGGGAGAUGAAGCAUAAGCCUGAACAAGUACGGGAGAGGAGCCCUCGGAUUGCGUUCUGCAGCACGUACGUGGAUUAUGCCACGAUCUCCAAAGGUGUUCGUGGACUUAGCUCCGCCACGGCCGCGGGCAAGAAGAUGUACGACGCGAGGCAGAUCCACGAGAUGGACGAGAAGUUUGACGCCCAUGUUGCCGAGCUGCGUCUGGAACAGCUGAAGAUGGAGGUAUCGGUGGAGAAGGCGCGCCUGUUGUGCUGGAGCUCCGUCAAUGCGAAACCGCUCGAUGAGGACAACAUGUCGCAAGAGCUGCCUCCCAUUCCGUCUCCGCUGGUCACCGCCGCCCAGCUGGACGCCAAGCUGAUCACCAUGGAGUGCACGCUCAAGAAGGCGAUCGCCUCCGCUGCAGGGUCUGCCUCCUCCGCUGUCAGCGCAGAUUGUGCGGAGAUUUGGAUUCGGGGAUUGACCAGGAAGCUGCUGGACCGUGAUUUCGUGAACAACUGCGAGCUUCUCAAGGCGGGUGCAGGCAAGUGCUGGGAGAUGACGCGUGCCAUCUUCGACGAGCAUGGCAAGUGGAAGGAGUCCAUUCGGCUUGGCUCCUACCCACACACUGGCACGCUCCACCUGACCAGUUCUGAUGAUGAGGAGAUCUUCGAUUUGGUCAAGCUGCCCUUUGGGUCAAGCACUGGAGGUGGCCAUUGCGCCAUUACAUUCAUUGUGAUGCCAGACGCCAAGAUGUUCGAGAUCCCCGAGGCCUUGCUGAACGCGUUCCCUGUGCUUGUCCAGAGCAAGUUCGACAAAGCACCUGCCUGA